Molecule: messenger RNA, 764 nt
Organism: Staurois parvus
Lineage: Eukaryota; Metazoa; Chordata; Amphibia; Anura; Ranidae
Source: the annotation of a GenBank genome assembly
GACAUAAUUGCACUAUCAGAAGGUCCCCCCACAGAAUAUCUGGAUACUUUGUCAGCAAUGGAAUUAGCUGAGCAGAUCACUCUAUUAGAUCAUAUAGUAUUUCGAAGUAUACCGUACCAAGAAUUUCUUGGUCAGGGUUGGAUGAAACCAGAUAAGAUAGACCGGACACCAUAUAUCAUGAAAACCAGCCAGCAUUUCAAUAAUAUGAGUAACCUUGUAGCAUCAGAAAUUAUGAGCCACCCUGAUGUCACCUCCAGAGCCAGCUCCAUUGAGAAGUGGGUGGUGGUAGCUGAUAUCUGCCGAUGCAUGCACAACUAUAAUGGAGUGCUGGAAAUCACUUCAGCCUUGAACAGAAGUGCAAUCUAUCGACUUAAGAAAACCUGGGCCAAAGUGUCUAAACAGACAAAAGCACUUAUGGACAAGCUUCAAAAGACUGUCUGUUCGGAGGGCAGAUUUAAAAAAACCUAAGAGAAACUCUAAAGAACUGUAAUCCACCGUCUGUACCCUACCUGGGAAUGUACCUUACUGACCUGGCGUUUAUUGAAGAAGGCACACCCAACUUUACAGAGGAAGGCCUUGUAAACUUUUCAAAAAUGAGAAUGAUAUCGCAUAUCAUUAGAGAAAUCAGACAGUUCCAGCAGACACCAUACCGAAUAGAACACCAACCAAAGGUCACCCAGUUCCUGUUGGACACGUCUCACAUCCUGGAUGAAGACACCCUCUAUGGAUUAUCCUUAACAAUUGAACCAAGGCUCCCAGCAUGA